UCAAUUCAAUUCAAUUCAAUUCAAAAACCUUCUCCCCGUACUCUCGUAGGGUUUUGCAUCCUCACACACACGCUCUCUCUCACGCGCGCUCCACAAUGACGAAGCUUAGGAAGCUGAAUCGCCCAACGGGCCAUCGACUUUCCAUGCUCAGGACGAUGGUUUCGCAGUUGGUGAAGCAUGAGCGUAUAGAGACCACAGUCGCUAAAGCCAAGGAAGUUCGUAGGCUUGCUGAUAAUAUGGUGCAGCUUGGGAAAGAGGGAACUCUAUGUGCUGCAAGGCGUGCUGCUGGCUUUGUGCGUGGGGAUGAUGUUCUUCACAAACUAUUUACAGAACUGGCCUAUAGAUACAAAGAAAGAGCUGGUGGAUACACUAGGUUGUUAAGAACAAGAAUACGUGUGGGUGAUGCUGCACCUAUGGCCUAUAUUGAGUUCAUUGAUAGGGAAAAUGAACUUAGACAAUCAAAACCACCCACUCCACAGCUACCACAAAGACCAGCCAUGGAUCCCUGGACAAAGUCUCGGCUCAGUAGGCAGUUUGCACCCCCUAAAGAGGAGAAAAGCACAGACUCUGAGAAUUGAAAUAAGAUAUGGAGAUUUUGUCGAAUCUGCUAUUUGGAAUGCUGAAUUUAUUAUCUUUAAUGAACGGUUGUCAACAGGGGGGGAUAUAAUGGAUGGAUAGAAUAACGCCAAAUGAUGAAAUAUCAACAUUUAUCUUUGUUGUUUAUAGCAGCUGUGAUUGAGGUUUUUAAGAGGUGAGUUUUGGUGUGAAUUUCUCUUGGAAGCUGUCUGUGUAGUGAUGCCAUUGAGAAGGUAACUUUCAGACACAGCUGCUAAUGAAUGAUUGAAGUAAACUUUGGAAUGACAUAA
This is a messenger RNA of Ipomoea nil (Japanese morning glory), 866 nucleotides long. RefSeq names its product 50S ribosomal protein L17-like. Gene Ontology annotation, molecular function: structural constituent of ribosome. Gene Ontology annotation, biological process: translation. Gene Ontology annotation, cellular component: large ribosomal subunit; ribosome. NCBI's taxonomy places the organism in Eukaryota, Viridiplantae, Streptophyta, Magnoliopsida, Solanales, Convolvulaceae. Bases 96 to 578 code for a protein of 160 amino acids. The record is from RefSeq and is a predicted model, not a curated record. The transcript has 6 exons.